Molecule: messenger RNA, 933 nt
Organism: Triticum turgidum subsp. durum (durum wheat)
Lineage: Eukaryota; Viridiplantae; Streptophyta; Magnoliopsida; Poales; Poaceae
Source: the annotation of a GenBank genome assembly
AUGUCCCACUCGACACUGCUCGUCCGGCCGCCGGCGCCGGCGAAUCCGUCCCUUCCGCUUCGCCGGUGCGCGCCCGUAUCCGCAGCGGCGGCGACGCUCCGCACGUUUCCUGCCGCCUCCUCCGUGGCUCAGUGCUCUAGGCUGCGCACCAAGUGCAGGUUUGCUGCCCCCGGUGUCAGAGAAGAUUACUCUUCUACGCCAAUCGAUGUGGUAGCAGACGUCAAAACAGAGAAGAUUGUAGUGUUGGGAGGAAGUGGAUUUGUUGGUUCUGCUAUAUGCAGAGCUGCGGUAGCCAAAGGCAUUGAGGUUGUGAGCCUCAGCAGGUCAGGAAGACCAUCUUACUCUGAUCCUUGGGCUGAUGAAGUUACUUGGCUAGCAGGAGAUGUUUUCUAUGCAAGAUGGGAGGACGUGCUAGUAGGGGCUACUGCUGUUGUGUCUACCCUUGGAGGAUUUGGUAAUGAAGAACAGAUGAAAAGGAUAAAUGGUGAAGCAAAUACCAUAGCAGUAGACGCCGCGAAAGAAUUUGGGAUCCCGAAAUUUAUUUUGAUCUCUGUUCAUGAUUACAACCUUCCAUCCUUUCUCCUUACCUCGGGCUAUUUCACUGGUAAGAGAAAGGCUGAAUCUGAAGUCCUCUCCAAAUACCCAUCCUCAGGUGUUGUAUUGAGGCCUGGGUUUAUUUACGGUAAAAGGAAAGUAGAUGGCUACGAGAUACCGCUCGACAUCGUAGGGCAACCACUAGAGAAGCUACUUUCCUCUGUCGAAAAUUUCACCAAACCAUUGAGUGCAUUGCCUGGUUCGGACCUGGUCCUCGCACCCCCUGUGAACGUGGACGAUGUCGCCUACGCCGUGAUCAACGCCGUCAUAGACGACAGCUUCUUCGGAGUGUUCACAAUCGAGCAAAUCAAGGAGGCGGCAGCCAGUGCCAGAGUGUAG